AUGGGACAGACGCUCAGUGAGCCGGUGACCACAAAAGACUCGGCGUCUUGCGCUAACGAAAAUUACCUUGUUGGUAGCAGCUGCAUGCAAGGAUGGAGAAUAAGUUCGUUCCUUUUUAUUUUCCCGGUUAUAAAUAUUUAUAUGAUGUGUAAAUAAUCUAAAAAGAUUUUUUUCAAGAACUAAUUUUUUUCUGUUAAGACAUGGAAGACGCUCACACUCAUCUGCUCUCCCUUCCCGACGAUCCUAAAUGCGCUUUCUUUGCUGUUUACGAUGGACAUGCUGGACCAAAAGUGUCUCAAUACGCCGGGAUCAACCUCCACAAGAGGAUUGUCCUGCAAAAUGAGUAUGGUGAGUUAUCGUUUUCCUCUUUUAUUUCAUUGAUUUGAUAUAAAUCGGGUAAUCGGAAAUUGCAUUUCAGGAGAGGGAGAUAUGAAGAGAGCCAUAGAAAAAGGUUUCCUAGCUCUCGAUGACCAAAUGAGAAUUGACGAAGAAAUGCGAGACGACGUUUCCGGUACCACUGCUGUAGUGGUAAUCGUAAAAGAAAAUACCAUCUUUUGCGGUAAAUCAGUACUUUUUUGACUCGGAACAAAUUAUUUUCCAGGAAACGUUGGAGAUUCUCGUGCUAUUGCUUCCGUUGUAGGCGAAGCUCGGCCACUGUCUUACGAUCACAAGCCAGCUCAUCCCACUGAGGUCCUUGAGUGGAACGGAUAAAUUAUAAAAUAAAAUCAGGAAAAUAAUGUUUGUGUAUAUAGAGUUCCGAACUCAAUGCAGAGCUCAAUUUAACAUAAAAAAAUUUUUGAGUGAUCGAAGUGAUUCCUGAAUUGAGCUAUAGAGCUGUUCUCGGGGCCUUAUUCCUCGAGUUGGAAUUUUGCUGUCCAAACGUUUUGUUCAUUUCCUAAUGUUCUUUCCUUUUUAUUGUUAGAGUAUUUCAGGCGCGGCGCAUCAUAGCGGCUGGUGGUUGGGUCGAGUUCAACCGCGUCAAUGGAAAUCUGGCUCUUUCCCGAGCAUUGGGCGAUUUUGUAUUCAAACGCAAUGAGAACAAAUCAGCCGAGGAGCAAAUUGUCACUGGUAAGAAUUCGUUUAUUCAAAUCAGAGGGCAAAUUCAAAAAACAUGUUUGUUUUUAAUCGUGAAAAAGCUACAAUUAUGACGGUAGAGAAGUCGCGAAAAGCAGAACAAGUACAUCUUAUUUCAUCAAAACAAGCCAUUCAGCCAUGGAUAUUUGGGAAAGUUCUCAUCUUUCAGACGGCCUUCGUAAUUGGAAAACUUUCGAAGAAUUAGAAAAUAUCGAGUUCAUACUUAAAAUGAAUUAUAACGUGAGUUCUGCAAAAUGUGUAUACUAUCGUUCUUCAAUUUCGAAUUGUAAAAUUUUUCUGGGACGUUGAUAAAAAAAUGAUCGCAGAUUUCUGCCAUUACUUGUUUUUUUCUGCAUUUUAUCAAAAAGUAAACACUGAAAUUUUUUUGGGAGUUUCAAAAAAAUUUUUUUCCAAAAAUAAAAAAAUAAAAAAAGACCCGAAUGGAUUUUUUUGUACAAGUUUUGAAUCUAGUCGAACCAUCAUAUUGCCUAAAGUUUUUUUUCUUAUGGAAUGAAGUGUUCGAAAAGCAAUCAAAAGUUCGUUUAAAGCGUUCCCCGAUGUCAUCACUGAUAAAUUGACCCCCGAUCAUGAGUUCAUCGUUCUCGCCUGCGACGGAAUCUGGGACGUGAUGAGCAACCAAGAAGUCGUCGAUUUCGUUCGCGAACGCCUCGCCGACAAACGCGACCCCCAGACGGUAUGUCACAGAUUGAUUUUAUUGAUUUCUGGAUGUUUAUAUUGUUUUUUGACCUCGUUAAUUUCCAAGCUCGAAACUGACAUACUGAGCGAUUUCUUCUCCGUAAAAGAACAGGAAUUCGUUUGAAACUUCGAAGUGACGUAAGUGGCGCGUAGAGUUAGGUAGUUUUUUUCCUCAUUGAAUUGAGAAAUUUAAACUUUGGUGGUAUAAAAAAAACCCCACCGAAAAUUCAAACGACGACUUUUCCGAUUUUAUCAUAUCGCUAGAGAACUUUCCGACGGCCACCUUUCCGACGGAUCCCUUUCCGACUUUUUUUGCCUUAUGUUUUUCGGUUUAUAAAACAUCUAUAAACAUUUUUUUUCUAUUUUUUUCUAUUUUUUUUUUGUUUCAAUCAAGAACCGACUACCUACUUUAUAUAGGAAGAUUUAAAACGAAUGUUUUAUCGAGAAAAAAAAGUCGGAAAGGGACGUAAAGGUGGCCGUCGGAAAGUUCCCCAGCGAUAUGAAAAAAAUCGGAAAAGUCACCGCUUGAAAUUUCGCUGGUGUUUUUUUCAUACCACCUAAACUUUGACCUUCCCAGAAAAAAAAAAGUUCUAACAAUUGGUGUUUUGUUGAAGGUUUGGUCAUGAAAACUAUAAGUUAGAAUCAUGUUUUGCACUUUUUUACAACCAGUUGAAACUAUAAAAUGGAUAACCAAUGGUAUAAAAUAUACCUAAGUUCCAUAAAAAAAUUUAAAAAAAUGAAAAGAAUUUGCAUUAAAGAAAGGAUUGAAACGUGAAAGACGAUAGCUUUCAGAUUUGCGAAGAACUUUUGACCAGAUGCCUGGCUCCGGACUGCCAAAUGGGCGGUCUUGGAUGCGAUAAUAUGACGGUCAGUUUCUUUUCUCUUUUUUUUUGAACUUGUUUUUGAUUCAGGUAGUUAUCGUAGGAUUGCUCCAUGGGGAAUCUUCGGAAGUCCUUUUCAACAAAUGCGCUCGACCAGCUGUUAUUUCAGACGUGAGUGCUCUCCAGCGUUUCCAUAGUUUUUUUUCAAAAUUUUCAGUCAAGUCUUUUGGAUUGAAGUUGAGGCCUCAUUCCCAUACUUUUUUGUUGAAAUUUUGAGUUUCAAAAUUUUGUUCUAGAUGAGCAUUUUUAUUUAUCUCGUUCAUAAUUCAGACAAAAAACGACGAAGAGAGUUCCUAUGAUCAGCUGCCCAUUGACUCGCUCCGUAUCGACGGCGUUACUGGAGUCGUAGAUGAAAAAGGUCAGUUCUUAAUCUUUUUUUCUUCCAUGUGAUUUAUUCUCUAACUAUAACUUCUGUUUUGAGACAUAAUGGGAGCUCUUUGAAUUUUCAAAAGUUAAACUUAUAAAUAUUUGCGUUUUUAUAUAACGUUUAUAUCUCUAGUUAAGUAACUUUUUGGAAAAUUACUUUCAUCCAUUUCUUUUUUUUAUUCAAAGAGGACUUGAUUUUUUUUGCACUUUUAUCAAUUUUCCGAAUUUCGAAAUAGAAAAUUUUUUUUACGAAGUUAAGUUACUAAUAAACUCGGAGCUCUACUCAUGGAACAUCGCAAACUGUAUACAAAGCAUACAUGUGUAAGUACAGAACUAAAAUAGUCUAGGAAAGGAACUGACACACUUAAGUUUCGAGAAAUAAGAAAUGAAAAUCAUUUUUAUCUCCUGAAAACAGUAUUUUUAAAGUUCAAACAUAGUUUUAUUAACUCUGGUUGAAAAACUGCAAAGAAGAAUCCACAAUUUAUUGAACUAGUAAUGACCUAUUUUUUGAGAAUAAUUGAUUUUUAGCACACAGAUCUUUGUCCAUGUACGCAACUUAAAAGAAAGGGAAUGAUGUCAAUGAUAUGGUGUCUCAUGGUGGAUCGAUUUCUCAAGCUGGGACCUUAUCAUUUACUUUGAUAAUUUUAGGUUGAGAAAGCAAGUUGUAAAACUGAAGAAAAUAGGUAGUUUUCAACUAUUUGGAAUUAAAAAUACACGGCUGUUUUGGAAAGAUAUAUCAAAUCUCAGGGAGCGUUUGGUCCUCUGUGAUGAUUAUCUUGCUCAAAUUAGGUUUUUCCAAUGAUUCUGUUCAGAAUCUUGCAGGGAAACACGUUGAGAAGGCGGAAAAGGAGGACGGGUCGGACGAAGAGGCGGCGCCGACAGAAUUUCGCGUCUCUUCCUGAAUUUCCGACUUGCUGUCUCCACUGUGAUCGCACUUAAUUGCUCAAACCGUUUUAGUAUUUUUUUUUUCUUGUUAAACAUUCAAUUUCUUGUUCUAUUAUCCUUGAAGAGAUCUUCUUCCCGCCGUUUCAAAGUUCUGCCUUUCACACAGUUGAUUCCUAACCUUUCGUAUUAUCUUGUCUUGCAUUCGUGUAACUUUCUUCCUAGAAAGCGUUUCAUUUUCAUAUUAAAUUACCUUCUAGACGGGGUACAAAGUUAAUAUCAGUGCCAAUUGUUUUCCGAUGAAUGUGGCAAAGAUAGAUAGUGUACUUUUCUUUUUCAAUUUCCCUUGUAUUGGUUUAUAUUCCAACUCUAUCGCAAGCUAGACCAAUUUAACCUGAAGAUUUAUUCAUUUUUUCACAGAUUAACGCAUUAGAACGAACGUUUGACAUGACAAAAGUUUUUUUUCAAAAAUAAAAAGUAUUAAAAAUCUUUUGUUGUUAAUUCAAAGAUAAAUUGUUUGUAUACUUUGUUUUUUUGCGACUGUUGGAGAUCGAGUUUGCCAUGAAAAAUUUUUUUAUUAUGACAGAAAAAAAUAAUUUUGAAUAAAAGGAUCAUUUAAAAAAAAAAAAAAGCCUUCUGAUUUUAUUGAUGGCGCCCCCAAUAUUCAAUUAUCAUAUUUAAGCAAAAUACGUGUAAAAUAUAAAAAAGAAAUCUACAUUUUUUAGUACGGAAGAGCAAACAUUUCGACAGCACUUUGAGAAGCCGUCGGCUAAUUAAAGGUAUUAUAUUCCUUUACGAAUACAGCAGGAGUCUGAUUUAUCAAUAAAAUAAUUUUUUUUCGAUGACAAAAAAACUAAGUUUAUUCGUUGCAGUCAGUUCUUUUUUUUUGUCUUUCAGCUCACAUUCUCGAAAUGAUUGCUUUUCCUCGAAAAGAAAUUCGGCCCCCAACUAACUGCCUUUCUUGUGAGAAUUUAAUACCGUGUUCAAAGUGAUUCCGCGAAAUCGAAAAGAGGCGUCAGAGAAAGAAAGAGAUAACUAAAUUUUAGAGGGUCUGAGAUAAUUUAGCAUUUCGCGGAAAUUAGUUUGAACACAGCAUUAAAAAUUACCAUAGUUGUUCCCGAUCAGAUGCUAUGGAAAAGGCGGUACUGACUCGUGACCAAAAUUAACCCAUUUGAUCAUCUCGUCUUUUGAUCUACCCACAGACUUAGGUUUGCGCGCGCAAAGAAUGCACGUUGAAUGGUCGCGGUUUUCCGAUCGUUUCUCGUUGUCUUGCUGCCCGGCUCAUCAUCUCCAUGCGGAACCGCGACACGAUCUUGGCUCUUCUACUAACCUUUUCGUUGCAACUAAUACAGGUGACUGGCGAGUUUCGCAGAAACGCAUUUUGAAGAGUUUGUUUCGUUGAAUUGAGCUGAGAUGAAACAAAAUACUUUUUUCCAUUAUAUUCUCAUCUUUCCAGCCAGCUCAUUGUUAAUUUGAGAUAACUCUCUGCGAUAACGCCACCUCACCGUGCAUCGAACAAAAACAUUUCGAUUGUGGAGUCGGUCUUCAAAGAUGUAUUCCUUUGGAAUGGAUGUGCGACAACGUUGCCGACUGCGACAACGGAUCAGUGAGCAGAAAAAAAAAACUUUCAAAAUGUAUGAUUUUCUUGAGGAUGAGAUGAAAUGCUCGUAUAUUCACUCGUGUCCUUCCAAUUAUAUGAUGUGCAGAAGUGGGGAAUGCGUUGCGAAAGUCUGUUUUAUUUAUUUUUUGUUUUCAGGAAACUUCCAUAGAUCAUUUAAAAAAAUUUUUAUGGGGUAUUUGAAGGAUUUGACAGAUUUACAGAGCGUUCCGCGCGAGACGGUCGCUUAAAAAAACGGAAAAGGUAAAGCUACCGUAAAUACAAGCUUGCUCUACAAAACCUGAUAAAAAGGUAGCAAAAACACAAUUCUUGAAGCGAAGAUGCUCAAUUUUGAUCUAAUUUGGUAUACGGUCUUUUUGGCGGCAGGAAAAACGUGACAAGCCGGAAUUAGCUAUGCAAUCAUUUUUGUGACGAUUUUAGAUAUUUUAACACGGUUUCAGGCGAAUCAACAGUCUUUAUUGAAAAAAAAAAAUAGUGUCUCCCUUUUUCCAUCUAUUUGUACUUAAAGAAUGAAAAAAAGUUUCAAAAAAGGUAAGUUUUCAGAUAUACAAGUGCGAUAAGGAGCAAGACUGCCAAGAUGGUAGCGACGAAGUCCAUUGUGACCAAGUCAUCCAAGGCUCUCAACGACCCAACGACGUGCCGGUCUUCCCUCCAACCAGAACCACUUUUUCGACUUUCUUCUCUGAAAAAAAGUGCGACGGGUCACGAAUGCUUUGCAGAAGUGGCCAGUGCAUCUCGAGUGACUUGGUUUGCGAUGGAAACAAGGUUCUCCUCUGUUCAUUUAACACUAAUAACGAGAAAACUUUUGAAUUGAAAAAAAUUCAUUUGUUUUCCACGAGAUUUAACUCAGAUUUUCCAAACAGAGAGUAAGAUUAAGAACCAAACAGGAAGACCUAUUUUUGGUAUUUGCGACCGUCGACGUUCAUUCUUUCCAAUACUUGCUAGGAAGUACAAAAAAAUUGAAUAAAAGUGGAAUGCGUAGAGUUCUCGGACCUUUGUAAAGAAAACCGGACGUGCUCCGAACGUUUAUGAGAAAUUCUAGGGGUCACUAAAAAGUGCCGAAGCUACUAAAGUGGUCACUAAAAAUGCGCCGACACGUCCGGUUCGUGUUACCAAAGUCCCAGUCGUUUCCCCUUCAUGUUGAGUUAUGCAGAACUUUCGAAAACCAUGGCAAAAUUUUUUUUACGAGCUCUAGAUCAUUAUUUAUGAACUGCCUUGUUUAAUUUAUUUUCUGUUAUUUCUUUUUUAUUUAUCAUCUACGGCCUUUAGGCAUGGAGUGAAAAUUUUUACACCAAGUUCUAAUUUCUGAAAGGCCUGCAAUUUAAUUUUUUUUUUCAAAUCGAAAUUUCCUAUUCAAACAGAAACUUUCUUGCAACAGGUAAUCAAAAAGAUAAGCCCUUGAUUAUGUGUUUUGAUUUACAGGACUGUGCCGGAGGAGACGAUGAGGACGACUGUCUCGGACCCACUUCCCUGUGCAAAGACGGCUACAUCGCCUGCAAGUCUGGAGACGCCUGUAUCCCUGAAAGUUGGGUCUGUGACGGCAGCGAAGACUGCAAAGAUGGCAGCGACGAGGUGAGAAAUCUUCCAAUUCUUAGAGAAACGACAGUCAAACAUUUCGCAAUCGAAAACAUGAAACAUUCCUUCAGUUGUAUCUUUAAUUUAUGAUCACAGCUUUAAAUUCUCCUUUCUCAGCUGCAAUGUGUUGAUGAAGAACAAGAGCGCUUUUCUCACGGACAAACGACGGUUAUCAAUCAAUGCUCCAUUGAGGGACAAUUUCACUGUCAAACAGGUCUGCCUUGGGUGCAAUAUUCAAAUACUCUCGUGGAUUUCAGUUAACUUCGAGUCAGAAACCGUUUGCAUUCCGAUGAACGCCACCUGCAACGGGGAGAAAGAUUGCCCCAUGGGCGACGACGAGAGUCCGCUUUGCGCCGAAUGCUCCCGCAAGCACUGCGAGCAGACUUGCGAAAACACUCCGUCCGGUAGAACUGCGAACAUUUUCUCUGAAUUCUCCAUGGCUCAGGCGCCAAAUGCGUGUGCCAACGCGGAUGGAAGUUGGACGUCGACGGCGUUGGCUGCGUCGACGAGGACGAGUGUCUGACCCACGGCCACCUCUGCCAGCAGUACUGCGAAGAUUCUCGCGGAACGUAGGCCGCACGAAUGAGAUUUCCACCUCGAAAAGCCUUUCAGCUACAAUUGCAAGUGCGCCCCGGGCUACGUCCUCGGAAACGAUGGACACAGUUGCCGACUCGACCGCAGCCAAGAAGGUCUUCUCUUCCUGAGUUUGGGAUCGGAAGUAUGCCUCCGCAAAAGAAACACUGUAUAAUGACGUGUAUUCAGAUCCGACACAUGCCCUUGGCCGACGCUUCCACCUCCAAUGAAGGGUACACGACUGUUCAGAAAGUUGGGGGUCAUGGCAUCGCCCGAUCGGUCGAUUUCCUCAACAGAAACAAAAAGAUUUUCAUGGCCAUCAGCUCUGUUAACGGCCAAGAAGGAGAACUGGUUUCCAACCACUUCUUUUUAUCCAAGCAAACAUUUUCUCAGGCUGUUUCUGACAGAGGGUUGUUGAGGGUUUUGCGGGAAAACGUCAGCGGAAUCGGCUACAUAGCAGUCGACUGGAUGGGCGGCAACGUUUUCUUCACUCGAAAAUGUAGGAAACUUCGCGAAUUCAUUCGUUCCAUGAUUUGUUUCUUUCAGCACCUUCCACCAGCGUUGGCAUCACGGUCUGCUCUAUGAACGGGUUUUUCUGCAAGUGGAUCAUCCGCGGCCAAGAAUCUCAAUCUGGAGAUGCUGCGAGGAAACAAAACUACCGAGGUGGAAUCUUUAGAUCUAGGACGAAAAUAUCGAAGCCGUUCUGAAUUAUUAGCCCCCUGUAAAAAGUUUCAAACUAGCCAUCAAAAAAAUAAACCUCGUGUGAAACUCGGUUUUUUUUUUCAAGUUUGAAGAAAUUAUAUUUUUUCAGGACUUGCCGUACACCCACUGCGCGGAACUAUCGUAUACAUUGACACUUACAAAAGCAAGAGCAAGAUUAUGAUGGCCGACAUGGACGGAUCCAACGUAUAUCUUGAUGAAUAGAGUGUAGUUAAAAAGAUUUUCAAGAUCCGUUCAUUGGUGGACAACAAGUUGGAGUUCCCUAGCGGGCUUUCGAUUGAUUUGCUCCGCAAUGACGUCUAUUUCGGAGACGUUGAACGGAAAAUGAUCGAACGAGUCAACAUGGAUACUCGCGACAGGUUGGACUGAGGUCGUAAGCUCUUGACCAGAAUUUAUCCUUCAGAAGAGUUGUUCUGAGCACCGGAGUUUCGCAUCCCUACGACUUGAUCUUCUUUAAUGGCUUCCUCUACUGGACUGACUGGUUUUCCCUUUUCCGAGAUGACAUUAUUCCGACAUUCAUACUUUCAGGGGAACUGAGAACUUGAAGGUUGCCGAGCUCAGCGAACACCAUUCGAGCCCUCGAGUCAUUCAUUCUUUCAACCGAUUCCCCUACGGACUGGCAAUCAAUCAUUCCAUGUACCAGGUCAGUAACUAUUUGAGUAUCCUUUCGAAAAGGAAUAUAAAAAAAUGUUUGCGAAACAAAUUUCAUCAUUAGGAAACGAAACAAGUUUUUAAAAAAUCCAUCAUUGACCUUGAAAUAAAAUUUGUACUUCUGAAAAUUUAAUAACGUCUGUGCAUUAUAAUCAAGCCAUUUUUAAAACAAAUUUGUUGAAAAAACUCGAAAGGUUUUACAUUUUGUUCAGAAAGUAGUGUAUAGUACAAGUUUGAAGAUGGAUUUUUUUUAAAGUUUUAGAGCCGUCUCAGCCUUUGAAAGAUACUCCCCGAGUUAAAAGGCUCAACGCAAACUUUCCAAAUUUUCUCUUCAGCCAGUUCCGUCUGCGAAUCCGUGCGAGAGUUUGGAGUGCGCGUGGCUUUGCGUGCCUUUCAGAGACGUGGAAGGACUUCUGCGUGGCCGGUGCGUCUGUCCCGACGGCUACAACACGACCAAGGAAGACUGCGUUCCUCACGAAACCGGAAACACCACCGAGGCUAGUCGAAUGAUUUCCUGAGCAACUCCUAUGAUCUCGAAUUUAGGCGUCGUACAUCGGCACAGCUCUGAUGAAAGAAUACUGUCUGAACGGCGUCGGCUGUUUCAACGGAGGCUCCUGCAACGACGUGGUCAACGAACAUGGUCGGACCGAGCGCAUCGUUUGCGAGUAAGUUCAAUGGCCUGGAUCCGGCGAUUCCGAGGUUUUCAGGUGUGUCGCCCCGUACGAGGGACUACACUGCGAGAGGCUGAAUCCGGAGAAGCUGCUGGCUAUUGAAGAAACUUCCGUUUCGGCAUUUUUGGUCCUCGUAAUUUUCUUCAUGGUCUUUCUCAUUAUGUUGGCAGCAUUGGUCCUCUUCUAUCAACAAAAUGAAGAUUUCAAGUACGUUUUUUUUUACUGACGAAUCUGCGUGAGUCUGUUUAAAAACGUUCAAAUGGUUGUUUGAAGCAGCGAUGGAGAAAUGGUUUUCGAGCGGAAAUAAAAUGAAAUGCUUUCUGGUUGGAAAUGACGUCAGAUUCCUCUGAAAGCUCAAUUUACGUAACUCGUUAUACGCGCGCUCCGCCUCUUUUUUGAAUCUUUCUUAUUCUAUAGAUAUUUUAUCAAGUACCAAAUUAAAUGAAGGAAAAAAAACGCGAGGUCGAGAAAGAUGGUUAAAAAACAUUUUGAAAAUUACUUUGAACGCCAAAAUUUCAAAUUUGAAUCAUGAUAAAUUCCUAUUCAAAUACGAUCUUCAAGCAGUUUCCAAUUCUCAGGAACGAUAACUAUUUUGUUUUUAGAAUUUUCAUUAUGGUCUAAUCUGAAUGAUAUUGAAGGCAACAAGCCGACAGAGCUCUAUCAUCAGCCCAAGGAACAGUCAACGAGCUGGCAGUAAGGACGAACAUCAUGGCGGAACCUCUGGUGAACAAGCUCCGAGACACCAUCGCGCGAAGGUUUCUCCCGUUUCUCAUCCGACCGUAUCCGGUUUCCUUUUCCAGGUCUGAGAGACCGAACCACGUCGUUUCGAGCAGCACCCUCGCAGCCAACGCGCUAGUUGAUCCUGAACCUGGUCGACCUGACAUCACAUCACCUGUAAGUCCUCUCAAUCCUGAAUUGCUCCAAGAAAUCGUUUAGACUUCCUACCACAAUCCGCUGUACUCGGAGGUGCCCACUGAAGCUUCCCCCAUCGCCGGCCACAACGAUGCGCCUUUCCGAGACCGACCACGUCUGUAGAAACCAUUAACCGAAACAAAACAAAACCACUAAUAUCGCAAUACCACUGUAAAUAAGGCGUUUGUCAUGUUUUAUCUCACUCACAUAACAUUAAUAAAUAUUGCUUGCUUGAUUGUUCUGUUGCUCGUUUAUUUAUUGGGGAUACUUCGAAACCAUCAAUUUUUCUGUUACUAUUUCAUGGAAGUUUAUCGAAUAAGUAAAUAUUUUUCUAAUCAGAUCGAGAACCAAGAUCCGUCAGAAUCUUCGACUCAGUUUUCAUGCUUUUCACCCGAUUCGCAAUAAUUCCUCAUUUCCAGUCAUGCCGAAAGUGAUAGUGUUUCACAAAAACGUAGCUAAAAAAACUUUGAGGCUGGCUCGCCUCCAGUCAACUCUUGAUGUUACUGAAAUUGACGAUGAAGAUAUUUUGGUAAACGAUUUCUAACCAUUUGAAAGUCUGUAUUUCUCAGAAAAUCGGCGAAGUGCGCGAAAUGAGCAACGGAAUUCUGGGAGAAAAAUACCAGCCACCUGCAGGUUGCCAUUUCAAAACAUGUAAUAUUGGCAAUGAUACGUUUAACGAUUGGCUGAAAGUAAUCUAUUUCGACGUUUCAUCUUAUAUUAUGUGACACAGGCGACAACUGACGUUGUUUUGGUCGAUGACAAAAUGUUAGAAUUGCACGAAAAUCUGCGCACCGCCAAGUCAACCUCAGACGUUUUGUUGUUUUCCGAGCAGUUGGGGGUCUACAUAGAUAGAACUACUUUCCAAUUUCUGAUUACUCAUCUAGGUGAUCCUUGUAACUGCUAAGUCGGCGAGUUUCGCCCCGAAUACAGUCUACCGCGGUUCUGUUUUCGCGUAAAGAUUUUUCGUUUUUGUUUGAGAGUGCACACGAUCUUCAGCCGAUACCGAGAUCAUGAACAAGGAAGAGCUUCGAUGAAAGUGGAGAAUGCUCUAAAGCGGCUAGGCUGUCUCUGGUCGACGCAUUGUCCAAUGGAACCGCUACCUGAUGUCUCACCCGCAAUCUUGGUGAUUAGUGAUCCCGGUUCAUUUUUUACUUGUCUUUCAGAAAGGAAAAUGGGAGCAGUUCUGCGCGGAUGGACUACCUUUCUGGGUCUCGAGAGAAUGCAAAAAGGAAGAUGAUUCUUUGGAGGUUCCUGAUGAUUCUGUGGAGGUUUCGUGGAAGUAUUCUCAAUGAACCCUUCAACCUUUUUUUGUAGGAAGGCUGCCGGCAGCCAACAGAAGAAGAUAUUCUGGAGCAGCGAACAAGGAAUUCUCUUGGAAUCGCUCUAGUGAGUACACGGCUACAUACGUUUCAAUCAAAUUUAGAGCUUGAUGAAAAAAAAUGAAGUCGAGUUGCGUGAAGAGGGAGGACUUCUGUACGAUAUAAUUGCGGAGUUUAUCAAUGGCGAUUAGUUCAUCUCAAACUGCUUCUACGAAUUCCUCUAAAAAUUUAUUUUUUCUUUGUUUUUCCACUGGCAAACCAGGCAUUGUUCCAAAGAAAAUUUUGCUGAGGCUUGAACUGGCGAUUAUAUCGUCGAUAAGGUUGAAAAAAAGUUGAGACAGAGUACGCACCAACAACCGCUCGGCAGCUACCUUGCUCGGGUUUCUUUAUGUCAUCAAACUAACAUGGAAAAUCCUUUUAUUUCCAGUCAGCAAAUUUAAAAAAUUUCGUAAAAAGUUUUCUGACGUAAUGCGAAAUAGAGCAUCGCGUUAACUCUAAGCUCAAACUUUGACUCACAGGCGAAUCGAGAGGGUAUGUACGAUAAUGUGUCCACAAAGGUACCUCUCAAAAUGGAUCGUGAAGACUCAUAAUGGGUCCAUUGUGAGACCUCCGGCAUACCUUUUAGCUAUAUCUGAGCCAUCUCGGAGACACUUGAGAGUCUUUCUCAAGUUCAUCUAAUUUUCCUUAAAAUUCUCAGAGAUAUACUCGAGGUACCAUCGUGAGACUUGAGAGCCUGCGAUAUACCUCUGAGGGUCUCGCGAUACCCUUUCUCGGUUCGCCUAUGUUGGGGCACAGUGCUUCUAAUAUUUUCAUGUACCUGGUCAUAAGGCUAUGAAUUUUUUUUGUUGAGUGUAGUUCCGAUUCUCAAUUUUAAAAAAAGAGUUUUCAAGCAGAUUUGUAGAAAGUUAGCAUUUUUGAACUUCAGAGUGCACUCUCUCACUCACUAGUGAUUUUUUUAAAGCCUCGUUUAUGACGCCCCUUGAGUGUUUUUGUGCUCCCAUGGAGCACGUUUUCUUUUGUCGCCUUUUAAAAGACCUAUCGAAUUUGACAUUCAUGUUUUUACUAACAUUUCCUAUUGGAAGUUCUAUUCCUUUUAUUCCUACAAAAAUUCUUCUGAUCUUUUUUAUGUUCUCAUGAUCUGUUCAUCUUGUACUCAUUGUAUGAAAAAUUUCAUUCGCAACUUUUCCAUUUUCUUUUUGUUCGCAUUUUCCUCUCUAAACUUAUAAAAUUUUAUUCGUUUCACAGUGUUGUUAUUUUUUUAGUGUCGCGUUGAUGGAUUUAGUCAACAAGUUGUGAUGAAUUCCCUAUUCUCGAACAGCCUAAGGUUGUACACAAGGAAUACGCCAACCUAUCUAUUCCGAAAUAUUUCCACAAGUUCUGCAGCAGGAAGAUGGAAAGGUAAUCUAGAAAUUCAAGUUUAUUAACUUUUAUAGUAAAUUUAGUUGCCGAAAAGACUACCGGAAAGGUAACCGUGGUUGAAAUGGAGAAAAUGAAUGAUGGCCCAGGUGCCAGGAGAGCCGAAGAGCCAUGCGCUCUGUGCACUUGUAAUGUUUCUGUCAAAAUCACGUACAAGUAUUUACUUUUUUUUUCACAAGUUAUAGAUCAUUUUUUUUAGAGAUGUUUUGAUUUUGGAACAAUUUAUGCGCGACGAUGGCACAGUUUUGCCCCGACAACUGACUGGUCUCUGCAAAAAGCAGCAACUCAGAGUGGAAAGGUUCGUAUAAAAACUUGGGCAGUUUCAUUUUUAUAGAGCUCCAAGUGGAUUUGCUUCUUUCAGCUUUAUGCUAAAUAUUUAAUUUCAAAUUUUAAAAUAAAUCUCGCAUUUCACCUUAGGUAGGGUUUUUUUAAAUAGUUCAAUUUGAACUGUCUUUUUGUAAAAAUAAAUUUGAUGAAGAAAAGAAAUUUUUGAACUUUGACAGGUGCGUAAUGCAAGCUCAUUGGUCGGGUCUUUUUUUCCUGACAAAACAAUUCCCGAAUUGGAUCGCGCAGGUUACAAGAGAUUCAACAGGUUUUUCUAUAUUUUUUGAUUUUAAUUUGAAAAGGGUUUUCAAAGUCAUUUUAGUAUAACUUUAAAAAUAAAUGUCUCCUCAUCAGCGACAUAUUUAGAUAUUGGAACGAUGA
This is a messenger RNA of Caenorhabditis auriculariae, 14059 nucleotides long. The record is from the annotation of a GenBank genome assembly. NCBI's taxonomy places the organism in Eukaryota, Metazoa, Nematoda, Chromadorea, Rhabditida, Rhabditidae.